This is a messenger RNA of Prorocentrum cordatum, 1152 nucleotides long. Lineage: Eukaryota; Dinophyceae; Prorocentrales; Prorocentraceae. The record is from the annotation of a GenBank genome assembly.
AUGAGGAAGCCAGCAGCUGCUGGCGUCGGAGCGCUCACCGAGGACAACUUGAAGAAGCACGAGCAGAUCGUAUCUUCAGGUGCGGACGGCGCCAGGACAGAGGACGAAGUUGGCGAGAAGUUCAGGCAGCUCGACAAGAAAAGCCAGAUGAGUGUAUGGAAGAUGUUCGAGAAGAGCCGUCAGAGCGAGGGCAACGACGCUGAUUACAAGAACAGCACCAAGGGCACUGGCAGCAACGAGAAGAAAACUAGGCUGCUGAAGAAGUGGAUCUUGGACAAGGGGAGGUGCGGCAACCACUACCCGGGCUACCUUCAAGAGAUCAACCUCGACAAGUCAAGGAAGGUCGAGGAGGAUUGGGUUCCGUUCGCCACGGCCGAGAAGCGCCGGGGCAAAGAGGAGUUGGCAGCACGAGUCAAGUCGGGGACGAUCAGGGCGAGGCGCGACCCGAAGGACACGCGGUUCUGGGAGUUCCAGGUGGUCACAGAUAAGACGUCGGUGACGUGCUCGUUCCAGAAGAAGCUCCAGUUGCGCUCAGACUCCAAGAAGGCAGUGGACAACAAGACGUUCCACAGGUUCCAGGUUGCGGACCCCACCAAGCUCGACGAGCACGACUUCAUGAUUCAAGAUAACGAGGUUGAUGACUCGGAGGUCGAGGACGACGCUGGCGAUAUUGACGUGGACUUGGCAAAGACGCUCGGCAUCAAGAACAGCAAGGGUAAGGGCAACGCUCCGAAGGGCGGCAAGCCGAUCGCUCUCGACUGGGACGCGAUGUCCGAUAUCGACGGCGUGUCCAAGGACGACGUGCAGAUGCGGAUGAUCAAAUUCAAGGAGGCGCUGGAGAAGGACGAGUCGUUCUUGGACAAGGUGAGCAUCAAGUACUUCCAGCGUGACCCGAAGGGCCACAAGGACGACAUCAACAAGCACCGCUCGUACAUGAAGAAGAUGACCAGCAUCCUCGACGAAAUCAAGCAGAACCGCAACCAAUCGAAGAUCAAGAAGGACUCCGCGAAGAAGACGAUGAUCGACAGCAUCGCUCUGAUGCGUCUCGUCAAAGCUUUCAAGGUCGACCUGAAGAAGAGGGGCAUCACGAUCACGGCCAAGAAGAACCCGAACAAGGACGGCAUCGAGGAGGAUGGAGAUGACGAGCUGUGA